CGAUUUACUUAUUCUAAUAUCUCUCUCUUUAUCUCACAGUGUCUCCUCCCUUUCUCAUGGAUUCUUUUGGGCUCUUCUGUACUGGAGCUCUUCUUGCCUGCGGUCUUUACUGGUUCGUUUGCCUUUCAGGCCCAGCCGAGCAAAAGGGAAAGCGCGUUGUUGAUCUCUCCGGUGGUUCCAUAUCAUCCGAGAAAGUUCGGGCCAGCUACAAACAGUAUUUGUCUUUCUUCCGGCAACCAAAGGAGAUCGAAACCGCUGAGAAGGUUCCAGACUUUGUCGAUACUUUCUAUAACUUAAUCACCGAUAUUUACGAAUGGAGGUGGGGCCAAUCCUUCCACUUCUCUCAUUCAAUCCGCGGGAAAUCUCACCGGGACGCGACGCGCCUCCACAAAGAGAUGGUCGUUGAUCUCAUCGAAGUCAAACUGGGAGACCGAAUCCUGGACAUCGGAUGUGGUGUUGGAGGGUCCAUGCGUGCUAUUGCGACUCACUCGCAGGCCAACGUCGUUGGCAUCACCAUCAACGAGUACCAAGUCAACCGUGCUCGCCUUCACAACAAGUAAUCCGGGCUAGAUUCACUCUGCGAGGUCGUAUGUAGGAACUUCUGUUUACAACUGCUUCGACGGCGCGUACUCGAUAGAGGCGACGUGCCACGCACCAAAACUGGAAGAUGUGUACGCCGAGGUAUUCCACGUGCUGAAACUGGGAUCUCUAUACGUGUCUUACGAGUGGGUCACGACUGACAAGUACAGAGCUGAAAACUCUGAACACGUGGAGGUCAUUCAAGGUAUUAAAAGGGGCGACGCUUUGCCUGGCCUCAG
This is a messenger RNA of Hibiscus syriacus, 818 nucleotides long. Its product is annotated as 24-methylenesterol C-methyltransferase 2-like. Bases 57 to 560 code for a protein of 167 amino acids. The record is from RefSeq and is a predicted model, not a curated record. Lineage: Eukaryota; Viridiplantae; Streptophyta; Magnoliopsida; Malvales; Malvaceae. The transcript has 3 exons. Gene Ontology annotation, molecular function: methyltransferase activity.